AUGGAGAUGCUGAAGAACUCUGUGGCUAUGCAAGAGCAGGUCCUGGCCUGCAAGGGCUUCCUGGUCAUCGGUUACACCCUGGAGAAGUCUUCCAAGGUGCAUGUUACUCGGUCCGUGCUGGACAUCGUGCUGGCCUUCGCCCGUUACCUCAGCAACCUGCAGAACGGCGUCCUGCUGCUCAAGCAGCUGUGUGACCACAUCCUGUUCAACCCUGCCAUCUGGAUCCAUGCCCCUGCCAAGGUGCAGUUGGUGUUGUACACUUACCUGUCCACCGAGUUCAUCAGCACGGUGACCAUCUACAACGCCAUCCGCAGGGUGGGCACGGUGCUGCAGGUCAUGCACACGCUCAAGUACUACUACUGGGUCGUCAACCCCCAGGACCGCAGCGGAGUCACGCCCAAGGGCCUCGACGGUCCGAGACCCAAUCAGAAGGAGAUCCACUCUCUCAGAGCCUUUCUGCUGCUGUUUGUGAAACAACUCAUAAUGAAGGAUUACGGAGUGAAGGAAGAUGAGCUUCAGAGUAUUCUCAACUACCUGCUCACCAUGCAUGAGGACGACAAUCUAAUGGAUGUGCUUCAGCUGCUGGUGGCUCUGAUGUCGGAGCAUCACGGCUCCAUGGUGCAGGCCUUUGAUCAGCGCAACGGAGUACGGGCCAUUUACAAGCUGCUGGCUUCCAACAGUGAAGGAAUCAGAGUUCAGGCACUCAAAGUCUUGGGCUACUUCCUCAAACACUUGCCCGCUAAGAGGAAGUCAGAGGUCAUGCUGGGUCACGGGCUCUUCUCCCUGCUCAACGAGCGACUGCUGCUCCACUCCAACCAGUUCAGCAUGACAACCUACAACGUGCUCUUCGAGAUCCUGACCGAGCAGAUCUGCACUCAAGUGAUCCAUAAACAGCAUCCGGACCCCGACUCCAAUGUGAAGAUUGUCAACCCGCGUGAAGAGGUCCUGAAGGUGAUCGCUGCCCUGCUGAAGAACUCUCCCCUCUCCCCAGAGAGCAUGGAGGUGCGCAGGGUCUUCCUGUCAGACAUGAUCAAACUGUUCAAUAACAGCAAAGAUAACAGGAGGAGCCUGCUGCAGUGCUCGGUGUGGCAGGAUUGGAUGCUCUCUCUGUGCUUCAUCAACCCCAAGAGCAGCGAGGAGCAGAAGGUCACUGAGAUGGUGUACGCCAUCUUCCGCAUCCUGCUCUACCACGCCAUCAAGUACGAGUGGGGCGGCUGGCGCGUGUGGGUGGACACCCUGUCCAUCACCCACUCCAAGGUGACCUUUGAGCAGCACAAGGAGAACCUGGCCCGUAUGUUCCGUCAGUACCAGAGACUGGGCUCCGAGGGCGAUGCAGCUGGUAUCCGGACCAUUUCCGGGGCCAGCCGAGACUCUGAGAUUCUGGGCCAGCUCCGGACCAACAGGGAUCAGGGGGAGGAGACUGCCCCCUCCACCGUGAUCGAGCUCACCAUUGACCCAGAGGGGGUGUCCCAGAACCAGGAGUCCCCCAACACUACCCCUCCCUCAGCAACCUCAGCAUCUGCUUCCACCCCCAGCCCUCCAGAGAGAGAAGGAGAUAGAAGUCAGAGGGGUCAACCACCCAUAACUGUGUCCAACAUGCUGGCCAGAGCUGAAGAAGAGGAGGAGGAGGAACUACAGCAGGUCCAGAAUCAGAUCUCUGAGGAUCAGAGAGGAGGUGCUGGUGACAGAGCUGAAGCUACUCCACAGAAGACUGAAGCUAAACUUACUGGGGAUAAAGUCAGCAGUAAGACUGUUGAGGCCAUGGCUGAGACUGAGACAGCCACAGACAAGACUGAUGAAGCUGCAGCAGCAAGCACAGCUGAAACAGACGAAGCGACCAGGCCAGAAACUGAAGACGCGAAGGUGGCUAAGACAGAAACAAGCGCCGAUGCUAAAACAUCUGAUACCGACAAAGUAGUAAGACCUCAAACGGAUGGAGAGAAGGGGUCAGAAACGCACAGCUGCAAAGCCUCCCACGUUCUUAUGUCUGAAGAUUCCCUGAACGAACCCAAGGAACCGGAACUGGCAAAGCAACCGGAGGAACAGGUCUCUGCUGCCAUCUCGGCCUGCCAGCAGGGGUCAGCGGUCGGGGCAUCUGUCCAGUCAGUCAGUGACCAGGUCCGACCCAGCUCCACCGACGACAGCAUGGAGGAAUCCUCUUUUGUCUCCGCCGCUGGUGGAGAGGACCAAGAAAAGGAGGAAGAGGAGAGUCGGACACAACCCCCUAAAAUGGAGGAGAUUGACCUUGACCCGUCUGCACCAGGCACCGACCCCACCAGCACAGAGCCAGCACGGCAGCCUUUAGAGUCCACAACAUCGCCCCCUACAGCCCUUGAGGCCAUACUACCACCAGCAGCAGUCGGGGCCACUGUCUCUAAAUCUGACACCUCACAGGCUGUAGCACCAGCAGAGGCCCCCAGCACCAAGGCGGUCCAGCCAGAAGCCCCACAGGCCUCAGGGGCCACAGAGGCCCCCAGCAGCAGGACUGAAACCUCUCCGAAAGUAGCCACUGCUACUGCUGUGGGAGGCAGGAAAGACAGUGCUGCAGAGGGCCCUGGCUCUGCCACUAAGACCAAAGAGAUCCACAUUGCCAGGCUGGAUGUGUCCAGUGUGGCCUCAGACACAGAGAGACUGGCGCUAAGGAGACCUCUCCACACCUGCAUGUCAUCACUGCUUCAUCUAUUUACUGAUCUUGUGUCUUUCACGUUCCUCAGGGCGAAUGCUGCUGCAGCCGUGCCUCAGAGGCCAGCCAGCGAGCAGCCUCUCCGCCGCUCCACCAUGUUCCGUAUUCCAGAGUUCCGUUGUCACUCCACUAAGACGGUGAUGGACUUUGUGAACAGCAGUGAGAAUGUGGUGUUUGUCCACAACACAGUGCACCUCAUCUCUCAGGUGGUGGACAACCUCAUCAUGUCCUGUGGAGGCAUCCUGCCCCUGCUUUCUGCUGCCACAUCCUCCUCACAUGAUCUGGAGAACAUUGAGCCGUCCCAGGGUCUGUCGGUGGAGGCCUCGGUCACCUUCCUGCAGCGCCUCAUCAACCUGGUGGAUGUUCUGAUCUUCGCCUCCUCCCUCAACUUCACCGAGAUCGAGGCUGAGAAGAACAUGUCCUCAGGCGGUAUCCUCAGACAGAGCCUCCGUCUGGUGUGUGCCAUGGCUGUGAGGGACUGUCUGGAAUGUCAGCAGCAGUCUCACUUCAAGCCCAGCCAGGACAGAGCCCGCGGCCAGCAAGCAGUGCACAGCCUCAUGGGAGCUGCCAAGUCCAUGCCCGCGCAGAGCCCUGUUGAUGUUGUGACAGGAAGGAUGUCUCCCAUCAGAGACAUGGACCGUCUGCUACAGGAAAUGGACAUCAACCGCCUCAGAGCCGUGGUCUUCAGAGAUAUCGAGGACAGUAAGCAGGCUCAGUUCUUGGCCCUGGCUGUGGUUUACUUCAUCUCUGUUCUCAUGGUGUCCAAGUACCGAGACAUCCUGGAGCCCCAAAACGACAAGAAACUCCCCCAGCGCAGCCAGUCUGCCAGGAGCGCAGACAGUAAUGCUGUCUCUGGCGGUCCCGACCUGGAGAGCAGUGUGUCCCUCCGUCGCCGAGACUCUGGCAUCGGGGAUGACCAUAGCUCCGUGGCCCCCAGCGAGGCGGACACCACCGCCCAGGGGCCCGACGCCGUGUCCGAGGCCCUGUCCACCCUCUCCUCAGAGGUCAGGGGUCACAGAGACAACCCCACGGCGGACGCCAGGGGCGGGAAGAACGUGAAGGACAUCCUGCGCAGCCUGGUCUCGGCGCCUGCUGAUGACAUCAUGGUGGACCCCAGCCUUCUGCCGCCGGCCUUCCUGGAAGCUGCUAUGGGAAACAACCCCAACCAGUUCAGAUCCUUUGACAGAAGUGUUCGGGUGGCGCCCAAGAAGGUGGGCGGGGCUCCGUCCCCAGGCUCCUCCACUCCUGUCCCAUCAGCCACCGCUGCUGUGGGGGCCGCCGGGGACACCAGUCAACAACGUUGCCGUGGUUUCCACGGGCGAUGCCUCCCAGAGCACCACCGCUGAGGCUGCAGCCGGAUCAGCCAGCACCAACCUGCCAUCUGUCCCCACGCUGUCCCCAAUGACCCGGGACACAGCCCCAG
Oncorhynchus keta (chum salmon) is the source of this 4106-nucleotide messenger RNA. Its product is annotated as lipopolysaccharide-responsive and beige-like anchor protein. The transcript has 22 exons. The record is from RefSeq and is a predicted model, not a curated record. Gene Ontology annotation, cellular component: membrane; cytosol. Bases 1 to 4029 code for a protein of 1342 amino acids. Gene Ontology annotation, biological process: intracellular protein localization. Lineage: Eukaryota; Metazoa; Chordata; Actinopteri; Salmoniformes; Salmonidae. Gene Ontology annotation, molecular function: protein kinase binding.